UGUGAAUUCAGCAGCAUGGAUCAGUGUGAGAACAGAGAGGAGGGAGUCCCUCCCUCUAAAACCACUCUGUGUGGGGAAGAUGAGAGCCAGAGCAAAGGUCAGAGGAUCCAUCAGAGACUCAAACCAGAACCAGAACCAGAACCCAGCUGUGUGUCCUUUAAGAGUGACAGGUCAAAGGAUGAGAUCAUUCACUUUAAAUCUCCUGGAUCUCCACCAUCAGAGAGAGUGGACGAGCAGAGCUCAGAGGUUCCCAGUGGUCCGUCUGCCCAGCAGCAACAAACACAGCUGGACUCCAUAUUUAUGCUGUUGGAGGACAAUAUUGUCACUUUUGUGAAGAAAGAACUGAAAAAGAUCCAGAAAGUUCUGAGUCCAAAUGACCCAGAACAUUCAGAGAGUCAGAGAGAUGAUGAUGAUGUGUUGGAAGGUGAUGAUGAAAAGCAGAGGAGGAGCAACAGAGAGGCAGUGAUGAAGAUCACACUGAACUUCCUGAGGAGGAUGAAGCAGGAGGAGCUGGCUGACCGUCUGGAGAGCAGAUAUUUUGCUCCAGUUUGUCAACGUCAACUUAAAUCUGGUCUGAAGAAGAAGUUCCAGUCUGUGUUUGAGGGGAUUGCUAAAGCAGGAAGUCCAACCCUUCUGAACCAGAUCUACACAGAGCUCUACAUCACAGAGGGAGGGACUGGAGAGGUCAAUGAUGAACAUGAGGUCAGACAGAUUGAAACAGCAUCCAGGAAACCACACAGACCAGAAACAACAAUCAGACAAGAAGACAUCUUUAAAGUCCCACCUGGAAGAGAUCAACCAAUCAGAACAGUGAUGACAAAGGGAGUGGCUGGCAUUGGGAAAACAGUCUUCACACAAAAGUUCACUCUGGACUGGGCUGAAGACAAAGCCCACCAGAACAUCCAGUUCAUAUUUCCAUUCACGUUCAGAGAGCUGAAUGUGCUGAAAGAGAAAAAGUUCAGCUUGGUGAAACUUGUUCAUUAUUUCUUUAGUGAAACCAAAGAAAUCUGCAGCUUUGAACACUUCCAGGUUCUGUUCAUCUUUGAUGGUCUGGAUGAGAGUCGACUUCCUCUGGACUUCCACAACAAGGAGAUCCUGACUGAUGCUACAGAGUCCACCUCAGUGGACGUUCUGCUGACAAACCUCAUCAGGGGGAAACUGCUUCCCUCUGCUCUCCUCUGGAUAACCACACGACCUGCAGCAGCCAGUCAGAUCCCUCCUCAGUGUGUUGGCAUGGUAACAGAGGUCAGAGGGUUCAAUGACCCACAGAAGGAGGAGUACUUCAGGAAGAGAUUCAGAGAUAAGGAUCAGGCCAACAGGAUCAUCUCCCACAUAAAGACAUCACGAAGCCUCCACAUCAUGUGCCACAUCCCAGUCUUCUGCUGGAUCACUGCUACAGUUCUGGAGGAUGUGUUGGAGACCAGAGAGGGAGGAGAGCUGCCCAGCACCCUGACUGAGAUGUACAUCCACUUCCUCAUGGUUCAGACCAAAGUGAAGAAUCUCAAGUAUGAUGGAGGAGCUGAAACAGAUCCACACUGGAGUCCAGAGAGCAGGAAGAUGAUUGAGUCUCUGGGAAAACUGGCUUUUGAUCAGCUGCAGAAAGGAAACCUGAUCUUCUAUGAAUCAGACCUGACAGAGUGUGGCAUCGAUAUCAGAGCAGCCUCAGUGUACUCAGGAGUGUUCACACAGAUCUUUAAAGAGGAGAGAGGUCUGUACCAGGACAAGGUGUUCUGCUUCGUCCAUCUGAGUGUUCAGGAGUUUCUGGCUGCUCUUCAUGUUCAUCUGACCUUCAUCAACUCUGGUUCUGACGUGAUGAAUGAAACACAAAGAUCUAAGAAAUCUUCAUUAUUUAAUAAAUCUAAACUAAAAUCUCUCCAUCAGAGAGCUGUUGACCAGGCCUUACAGAGUCCAAAUGGACACCUGGACUUGUUCCUCCGCUUCCUCCUGGGACUUUCACUGCAGACCAAUCAGAGACUCCUACAAGGUCUGCUGACAAAGACAGGAAGUAGCUCACAGACCAAUCAAAAAACAGUUCAGUACAUCAAGGAGAAGAUCAAUGAGAAUGUGUCUGCAGAGAAAAGCAUCAAUCUGUUCCACUGUCUGAAUGAACUGAAUGAUCGUUCUCUAGUGGAGGAGAUCCAACAGUCUCUGAGUUCAGGAAGUCUCUCCACAGAUGAACUGUCUCCUGCUCAGUGGUCAGCUCUGGGUUUCAUCUUAGUGUCAUCAGGAAAAGAUCUGGAUGUGUUUGACUUGAAGAAAUACUCUGCUUCAGAGGAGGCUCUUCUGAGGCUGCUGCCAGUGGUUAAAGCCUCCAACAAAGCUUUACUGAGUGGCUGUAACCUCUCAGAGAGAAGCUGUGAAGCUCUGUCCUCAGUUCUCAGCUCCCAGUCCUCCAGUCUCAGAGAACUGGACCUGAGUAACAACAACCUGCAGGAUUCAGGAGUGAAGCUUCUCUCUGCUGGACUGAAGAGUCCAAACUGCAACCUGGAAACUCUCAGCUUAACAGGCUGUUUGGUCUCAGAGGAAGGCUGUGCUUCUCUGGCCUCAGCUCUGACCUCCAACCCCUCCCAUCUGAAAGAGUUGGACCUGAGCUACAAUCAUCCAGGAGACUCAGGAGUGAAGCUGCUGUCGGCUGGACUGAAGGAUCCACACUGGAGACUGGAAGCUCUCAGACUGAGUGGCUGUAACCUCUCAGAGAGAAGCUGUGAAGCUCUGUCCUCAGUUCUCAGCUCCCAGCCCUCCAGUCUCAGAAAACUGGACCUGAGUAACAACAACCUGCAGGAUUCAGGAGUGAAGCUUCUCUCUGCUGGACUGAAGAGUCCAAACUGCAACCUGGAAACUCUCAGCUUAUCAGGCUGUUUGGUCUCAGAGGAAGGCUGUGCUUCUCUGGCCUCAGCUCUGACCUCCAACCCCUCCCAUCUGAAAGAGUUGGACCUGAGCUACAAUCAUCCAGGAGACUCAGGAGUGAAGCUGCUGUCGGCUGGACUGAAGGAUCCACACUGGAGACUGGAAGCUCUCAGGGUGGAGCCUGCUGGAGUCCAAUUCUUGACACCAGGUCUGAGGAAGUAUUCCUGUCAACUCACCAUCGACACAAACACAGUGAACAGAGAGAUCCAACUGUCUGAAGACAACAGGAAGGUGACACAUGUGGAGGAGCUUCAGUCAUAUCCUGAUCAUCCAGACAGAUUUGAUUACUGGAAUCAGCUGCUGUAUAGAACUGGUCUGACUGGUCGCUGUUACUGGGAGGUCGAGUGGAGUGGAAAAGUUUAUAUAUCAGUGAGUUACAGAAGAAUCAGGAGGAAAGGAAAAAGUGUAGACUGUUGGUUUGGAGGGAAUGAUCAUUCCUGGAGUCUGAGCUGCUCUGAUGUUGGUUACUCUGUCUGGCACAAUGACAUAGAAACUCGUCUCUCUUCCUCCUCUGUUUCUAACAGAGUAGCAGUGUAUGUGGACUGUCCUGCUGGCAUUCUGUCCUUCUACAGAGUUUCCUCUGACUCACUGAUCCUCCUCCACACCUUCAACACCACAUUCACUGAACCUCUGAUUCCUGGAUUUAGGUUCUGGUCCAGUUCUGGUUCCUCAGUGUUUCUGUGCUCAGUUGAGUCUAAAGAGUCUAAAGAUUUUCCUCCUGUCAGAGAAACUCUCUCACUGUUGAACAGAUAGUUCAGUCUCUACAAUCUAUUUCUUGGUGAAACAAUUCUGAUUGAGUCCUUGGAAACUUUUUCUUCUUCCAGUCCUUUAAAUAUGGAAGCUGGGAUUAUUCCAGGACUAUUCCAGGAUUAUUCCAGGAUCCUCAUGUUUUCCUGUCUGUUUCCAGUCAAUGCUUCACACUGAAUAUCAAGAUGUUGUUUCUCUUAUUUUUUCCUUUCAUUCAUCAGAUUUCAUUGAAAUGUUGAUCAGUUUUUCUCAAUCACUGAUCAUUUUCUGUUUCUAUCGGCUCCUAUUUUUCUCAACAUGUCAGAUUUGAAUAUUAAAUCUUCCUUUUGUAAAUUUGCUGCAGUUUUUCUUCAUGUGUUUUAAAUAAAAACAUUUUUCUUCUGCA
Xiphophorus couchianus (Monterrey platyfish) is the source of this 4039-nucleotide messenger RNA. Its product is annotated as NLR family CARD domain-containing protein 3-like. Lineage: Eukaryota; Metazoa; Chordata; Actinopteri; Cyprinodontiformes; Poeciliidae. Gene Ontology annotation, molecular function: protein binding. The record is from RefSeq and is a predicted model, not a curated record. The coding region runs from base 16 to 3660 and encodes 1214 amino acids. The transcript has 11 exons.